Messenger RNA from Lasiosphaeria miniovina, 1035 nucleotides. RefSeq names its product S-adenosyl-L-methionine-dependent methyltransferase. The record is from RefSeq and is a predicted model, not a curated record. Lineage: Eukaryota; Fungi; Ascomycota; Sordariomycetes; Sordariales; Lasiosphaeriaceae. The transcript has 6 exons. Gene Ontology annotation, molecular function: methyltransferase activity. Bases 1 to 1035 code for a protein of 344 amino acids.
AUGCUAGCCGACAGCCCCAGCGCCCAGACGCUCAACAGCUUCCAGUUCACCUUUGAGGCCUAUCUCGACCAUGCGUCACGCAUUGAGCCCGAUCCAAAUCCCACGGAAUAUGACUCGCACUCUUUGUCGGACAGCAUCGGCAGGUUUCAAGAAGAGUUUGGGCGCACGUACCAUUCGUACCGCGCGGGCUCCUAUCACUUUCCCAAUGACCCCACAGAGAACGAGCGCCAGGAGGAGCAGUUUGAGAUCCUCAAGAUAGUCAUGGACAAGAGGAACUACCUCUCGCCGUUUUCGGCCAGCGACCCCCCUAGAAAAGUGCUCGACCUUGCCACUGGGACCGGCACGUGGGCCAUUGAGAUGGGGGAUGAGUUCCCUGACGCUCAGAUUAUCGGCACUGACCUCUCGCCCAUUCAGCCGCCCUUCGUUCCGCCCAACGUGAGGUUCUACGUUGAAGACUCGACCGAGGACUGGGACUUUGCUACUGAUUUUGACUUUAUCCACACUCGGAUCACCAUUGGCUGCUGGUCAGACAUGAAGACGCAGGUCGUGCAACGUGCCUUUGAACAUCUCAAGCCAGGCGGCUGGUUUGAGAUGCAGGAGGUGGAUAUCGUCCCUACCUCGGACGACGGCACCAUCACCGACGACUUCCCCUGGAGGCGCUGGGCUCACGAUCUCAUAGCUGCUGGCAAGUAUGCCAAUCGGCAGCUGAACCUGGGCGGCGAGCCCCUGGCCGCGUGGCUUCGCGAGGCCGGGUUCGAGGACGUGCACGAGGUCGUGUUCAAGAUCCCCAUCAACGGCUGGCCGAGGGACACCUUUCUGAAGCAUGUUGGUAUGCUGUGGCAGCGCACCCUGAUGAUCGGCGUCAGCGGUUUCAGCCUCAGCUUAUUUCACCACUACCUAGGCAAAACCGUCGAGGAGAUUGAGGUGUCGUUGGUCGACGUGCGCCGAUGCUUGUUCGACCAAAAAGUACACGGCCAUAUGAAUUUCGUCGUCGUCUACGGGCGGAAACCAGAAACUAGUGCUUUCGGGGUUUGA